ACCUCCACAUCUCUGCACUUGCCAUUCCCAUUAUCUCAGUUCCAACUUCAAUACUCUCCAACACUAUAUAAAAGCUAAACCAGAGUUUCUCUGAUAUUCAAACCCCACCAGAAAUUCUGAGUUUUCUAAGUGAAAGCAAUAUCAGUGACAGAACAAGUGGCUCAAGAAACCAAACAUGUCAAUGGACACUCCCUUGCUAGAGAACACUGACAACCCUCACACUGCUGAGGAGAAGACACUGAAAUUUGUUGUUAAGAGUUUUGGUUUUGAAUCAAAGAAGCUAUGGAGACUAGCAGGCCCUGCUAUCCUCACCAGUAUAUGUCAGUACUCGCUCGGUGCACUCACUCAAACUUUUGCAGGCCAAGUUGGUGAUCUUGCUCUUGCAGCAGUUUCUGUAGAAAAUUCUGUCGUUGCAGGUCUUGCUUUUGGCGUCAUGUUGGGAAUGGGAAGUGCCUUGGAGACUCUAUGUGGACAAGCUUUUGGUGCAGGGCAGAUGACAAUGUUGGGAGUGUACAUGCAGAGAUCAUGGGUCAUCUUGUUCAUCACUGCACUUCUUAUGUUACCUAUUUAUAUUUGGUCACCCCCAAUUUUAGUGUUGUUUGGACAGACACCUCAGAUCUCACAUGCUGCAGGAAAAUUUGCUUUGUGGAUGAUACCCCAGUUAUUUGCAUACGCUAUAAACUUUCCAAUCCAAAAGUUUUUGCAGGCACAAGGCAAAGUGCUAGUCAUGUUAUGGGUAUCAGUAGGUGUUUUGGUGUUCCACACAGUAUUUAGCUGGCUUCUUAUACUGAAGCUGGGCUGGGGUUUGAUUGGAGCAGCUAUCACUCUUAACGCAUCAUGGUGGUUGAUUGUGAUUGGACAAUUUCUCUACAUUUUCAUUACAAAGUCAGAUGGAGCAUGGACUGGAUUCACAUGGCUAGCAUUUGUGGACUUGUUUGGUUUUGUGAAGCUUUCUCUUGCUUCAGCUGUUAUGCUAUGCUUGGAGUUCUGGUAUUUGAUGAUACUGGUGGUGAUAACAGGGCGUUUGGAAAAUCCUCUGAUAGCUGUUGAUGCCAUAUCUAUCUGUAUGAACCUAAAUGGUUGGGAUGCCAUGAUUGCAAUUGGGUUCAAUGCUGCUAUAAGUGUGAGAGUAUCAAAUGAACUUGGUGCUGGUGAUUUCAAGGCUGCAAGGUUUUCAGUGUUGGUGGUUUCAAUCACAUCAGUGGCNAUAGGUUUUGUGGUCAUGAUCGUAGUGCUAUCCACAAAGGAAUUUUUUCCCUACUAUUUUACCACCAGCUCUGCAGUUGCCCAUGAAACAACUAAGCUUGCUUCUUUGCUCGGUUUCACUGUGCUUCUGAACAGCCUUCAACCAAUCCUGUCUGGUGUUGCUGUUGGAGCUGGUUGGCAAUCUCUUGUAGCAUACAUCAACAUUGGGUGCUACUAUGUAUUUGGAUUACCAGCAGGAAUAAUCUUGGGAUUUACACUUAAUUUUGGAGUAGUGGGUAUUUGGUCAGGGUUGAUUGCAGGCAUAGUUUUGCAGACAAUAAUCCUUAUUGUAAUCACUUCAAUAACCAAUUGGAAAAAAGAGGCUGAAGAAGCAGAGGGUCGUGUGAGAAAAUGGGGAGGAACAAUUGCAUAUGAUCAAUGAUUUUGUUUUUCGCUUUUCUUUCCUUUUCUUCAUGGCAGUGGAGAAUUAGAAUUAUUGUCCAUGGAAUUGUACCAAUAAUGAAAAACUUCAUAUUUUAGGCAUGUAUUUGAAUGAGAUUUUACAAAUUUUGUUUUAGAUUAUAGGUCCAUUUUUAUAUUUUUUUGCUAAUAAAAAUGGCUACUUCUUCCU
Messenger RNA from Vigna radiata var. radiata (mung bean), 1816 nucleotides. RefSeq names its product protein DETOXIFICATION 33. The transcript has 9 exons. The record is from RefSeq and is a predicted model, not a curated record. Gene Ontology annotation, molecular function: antiporter activity; xenobiotic transmembrane transporter activity. Bases 176 to 1627 code for a protein of 483 amino acids. Gene Ontology annotation, cellular component: membrane. Gene Ontology annotation, biological process: xenobiotic detoxification by transmembrane export across the plasma membrane. NCBI's taxonomy places the organism in Eukaryota, Viridiplantae, Streptophyta, Magnoliopsida, Fabales, Fabaceae.